This is a messenger RNA of Aspergillus sclerotioniger CBS 115572, 489 nucleotides long. RefSeq names its product WW domain-containing protein. The coding region runs from base 1 to 489 and encodes 162 amino acids. Lineage: Eukaryota; Fungi; Ascomycota; Eurotiomycetes; Eurotiales; Aspergillaceae. Gene Ontology annotation, molecular function: protein binding. The transcript has 2 exons. The record is from RefSeq and is a predicted model, not a curated record.
AUGCCUCCCCCACCCCCCAGUGUGCCUGAGGGCUGGAAAGCCGAAUUCGACAAUCGAUAUCAAGAGUGGUACUAUGUCAAUCUUCAUACCGGACAGUCACACUGGGAACGACCAGACCGGCCAGCCCAGCCUGGUGGACCGAUUCGGCCUCCCGACGGCCCUCCGCCCAGUCGCGAGGCUACCACGCACGAUCGAUUGGGCAGCCAACAAGAUCCGGAUGCACGAGACCAUGACCUACCGGAAGUGUACACCCCACAGCCUCCAUCGCAGUCCGCCUACGCACCGAACCUACCCCAAGGAUACCAUGGCUACCCGCAGCCACAUGGCUAUAACUACAAUUCCACUUAUCCCCCGCCCGCUGUAUAUCUGAAUCAAUAUCCCUACCCGUACCCCAGUGCCUAUGAUCCAUACCAGACGCCCCAUAAUCAGAAGCAGAAGAAAGAAUUGAGGAAAAAGAUAGUUGCAGGUGUUCUAGCAGUGGGCGGAUGA